Canariomyces notabilis is the source of this 921-nucleotide messenger RNA. RefSeq lists its product as uncharacterized. The transcript has 3 exons. NCBI's taxonomy places the organism in Eukaryota, Fungi, Ascomycota, Sordariomycetes, Sordariales, Chaetomiaceae. The coding region runs from base 1 to 921 and encodes 306 amino acids. The record is from RefSeq and is a predicted model, not a curated record.
AUGGAGCAGCAGCCGGCGGCCAGCGACAACAAGGGCCCGAUGCUGAUGGCGACGCUCUGGACGCUGCACGCCAUUACGCUCAUUGCCUUUUCCGUCCGGCUGUGGUCACGGUUGAGACCCAAGUUUGCGCUGACGGCGGCCGAUUAUACAAUCACCAUCGCCGUGCUCUCCAAGACAGCAUCGAUGGGCCUCGUCACGGCAUGCGUGCACCUCGGGUUUGGCCAGCACGCCGUCCACGUGGACCGCUCGGCGCGGGCAACGGUCAACACAUACCUGUUCAUCAUCUACAUCCUGAGCAUGAUCGCAACGUCUUUCGCAAGGAUAUCCAUCGGGUGUUUGUUGCUCCAGGUGACGCUGGACCGGCGAUGGCGGAUCUUGAUAUACGGGUCCAUCUUCAUCCAGGCCGCCAACAUGCUCAUCUACAUUGCCUUCCAGUUCGCCCAGUGCCAGUCGAGCUUAUCGAGCAUGAUUGAUCUGAAGAACACGAACUGCUUGACCCCGGCGCAGGUGGUGUGGUUUUCACAUGCUAAUAACGCCGUCGCAUUCGCCUCCGACCUCAUCUGCGCCAUCAUACCCGGAAUCCUCAUCAAAUCCCUGACACGGAGCACCGUCGAAAAAGUCCUGACUUUCGCGCUGCUGGCGGCGUGCCUGGUUGCGAGCGGCGUCGUCAUUGCAAAGAUGUACUACACCAUAGUCUUUGACUUUGCGUCGUCGGACGGGUUUUAUAUCAUGGUCGACAAGAUGUUUUGGUCGCGGAUCGAGGAGUCGGUCAUCAUCAUUGCCGCCUGCGCUCCGUUACUACGGGGUCCGGUUGAGAGGGGCUUGAAGAGGUUGGGGUUCAGGGGCAUACGCCCGCCCACGCCGGCGCUGAAUUCGGUCGGGGAGCAGGUGACUGGGAGUAGUAAGGGUAGUUCGGUUUGA